UCCAGGAGAGACCAUGUCCGCCGUCAUAGGCAAAUUGUAUGCACCUCUACUCUCAUUUAAAACUCAUUCUCCAUGAAAUAACAGUGACGCGGGGCCUCAAGGAUGGCCAACUCGGGUGCUGUUCAGGUCAAACUAGAACUCGGUCAUCGUGCCCAGGUGAGAAAGAAACCCACCGUGGAAGGCUUCACCCACGACUGGAUGGUGUUUGUCCGAGGACCAGAGCACAGCAACAUCCAACACUUUGUGGAGAAAGUCGUUUUUCACCUGCACGAAAGCUUCCCCAAACCAAAAAGAGUGUGCAAGGAUCCACCAUACAAAGUGGAGGAGUGUGGAUACGCAGGCUUCAUCCUGCCCAUUGAAGUUUACUUCAAAAAUAAGGAAGAACCGAAGAAAGUCCGCUUUGAUUACGACCUUUUCCUCCACCUGGACGGCCACCCGCCUGUCAAUCAUCUCCGCUGUGAGAAGCUCACCUUCAACAACCCAACAGAGGAGUUUCGUAGGAAGCUGCUGAAAGCCGGAGGGCAACGGGAUCCUAACAAACGAAGUUCAGAAGACUCCAAAGUGAUGGUAAUGCAGGAGGGCUCCACCUCUCUGUUCGGCCAGCACCUCAAGCUGCCUACGCUUCCCAACAGCUCGCUGACAACCACCUUCUCUGACCCAAAGAAGAGCAAAAGCUUCCAUGGGUCAAAGGACGGCUCCAAAGGAAGCGGUAUAACCCUUCUCACCACCGCUACAACCACCAGCACCAACAGCAGCAGCUUCUCCAAACUCCACAAGCCUUCCAAGGACCACAAAGACAAGCCUCUAAAGGACUUGAAAGAGCCCAAAAGUGCCUUCAGAGACUCCGGCUGGGAACCCAGCAAAGCCCCCAAAGAACCUUCCAGGAAACCCAAAGAGAACCAGCCACUUAGAGACAUCAAUCCUAAAAUGGGCUUCAAGGAACCCAAGUCUUUGUCCAAGGAGCAUCGGACUGAGGGGACGACCCACGGGCCGGCGCUAAACAAGCGUCUGUCCGCCCCCGACAGUGAUGAUCACGUGACCAAAAAACGUAAAAAGGGAUUUGUGGAUCCAUCAGGGAUGCAGACGUCAGGGUCAGACGCUCAACAUUUAGAUAAGAAUCUCUUGAAGGACAGAUCGCAGGUGCGAACGAGUAAACUGCGCCCGGAAGGUGACGAGGCAGACCGCAGGAAGGUGUCCACACUGCCACCAUUCCAGGAACUGGUGGACCCUAAUGACUCGGAUAUGGAGGACCAGUCCACCAAAUCAGAUUCCGAACAGCCCAGUCCAGCCAGUUCCAGCUCCAGUUCAGGCUUUGCUCCCACACACCACAAACGGCAAGUGGUGGACUUCAUCAUCAGGAAAAGGGUGGCUAUUCCUGCACCCACCCACACAGUGCUGGGCCCGUUGCAGUCGGUCAUGCAGGAUCUGCACUCAGAUGACAACGAUGACGAUUCGGAGGAGGACGACGACAACGACAUGGACUCCGACAUGGAGCGUCCAGCGCACAUGCAUCUCACGCACCACCAACGCAGGGUCAGUUUAAGUGAUGGCAGUGAGAGUGACAGCUCCUCGCCCUCCCCCCCAUCCCGCAAUGAAGCCCCACCCAUACUAAAGACUACUGCAAACCAGAUCCUGGAAGUAAAGAGUCCCACCAAGCAGAACAAGCAGGACAAGAACAGAAACAUAGACUGUGACAAGGCUUACCUGGACGAGCUGGUGGAGCUGCACAAAAGACUGAUGACACUAAGAGAAGGUCAUAUACUGCAACAGAUUGUGAACCUCAUUGAAGAGACGGGACACUUCCACAUCACAAACACUACUUUUGACUUCGACCUUUGCUCCUUGGACAGAAGUACGGUUAGAAAACUCCAGAGCUACCUGGACACCUCGGGACUGUCCUGAGGCUCUGAGCAGCUGGCUGCUGGAUCUCUGUCUCCACGUAGACUUUUUAGAUUUUUCUUGAAUGAACUCCAACUUUGGAUGCAAUGCAAAAAGCCCCAUCACGGCAUGGUCCGGUUUGCCGUUUGUCCGGCCUGCCGGUCGGACCGGGCCCUCUUAGUGAAGAGGUGGUCCCGCUACAGGACCUGGAGCCAGGUGUUGUGGGUCACGAGCCCUGUGGAUCAGGAGAUCACCCAGAAAGCCUUCGAACUUCACUUGAUUUCUUAGAGAGAAAAAAAAGAAAGUGGUUGCUCUUAAUGAAUGUGCUUAUUGUUACCAUGAAUGUUCCUGGAUUUGUUGUUCAUCGUGACAAAUGCAUGGUCAGCAUUGCCUUACAACAUUGUAAGUCUUAUUUAUUGAAUUUAAUUUGCGGGGUGUGUGUGUGUGUGUGUGUGUGUGUGUGUGUGUGUACGUACGUGGGUGUAAUGGCAACAACAAAAAAAACAACAACGCAGAAUGAGACUUUGUUGAAGCACUUCACAGCAGGCAUGUCUUUGGAUCUGUGUGACAGAUGAGCAUUACUGCGGACGCUACAGCUGUCAAUCUUUAAAUGGGAACAAUGGAAGCAGGUGUGAAGGUGACGCUGAUAACUUUUUAUUCCAACCGGUUAAAGGAGCAGCCAUGCAGAAAGCACAGCUACAUCUAGUGAGGUCAGUCUUUGUGAGGAUCCACUUCGAGGCCCGGCCAGUCAGUGAGGGGGGGUGGUUUGGAUAAAGACAAACUUUCUUUCAAAGUAAAACGUGGCAUGGUCUGGGCUGGGUUUAAGUACAAUCUAGUUGCCCAAAUUAUGAAAACAAAAUUUGUGCUUUUGGGUUCUGACUGGUUGAACUCUUCAUGAUCUAGUUACUUACUUAUAAAUUGUCCGAAAAUACCCCAGAAACAUGCCAACACUACAAGGAGAAGUCCAUGUUUGUGGGCUUACUGCGAAACACUGGUAGACUGAAUAUAACAAGUGGACGUUGUCAUCUCGACGUGACCCACUGGUUUGUGGACUGCCGCUGUGAAGCCUUGAGUUGGCGAUUUUGCCAUUGAAAUCUUGAAUUACGGCCGCCGCCAUGUAGUUGAAUACGGCUCUGGUAGCGGCAGCGACCUGUCAAUCACAAUAAGCCCGCCCUAAAGCAUACCCUGCUUUAUGGACCAUUUGACUCUAAAUGGACCACCAUUUACUAAAUGAACAUCAUGCUGUAUUGAAAAGAAUUGAAACUAGAGAUUGAGACCAUAAACUCAUGUUUACAAUAUAGUCAUUUUCUCAUAGACUUUUAUACAACCAGAAAAGUCGCCCCCUGAUGGUCAGUGAAGAGAAUGCAGGUUUUAAGACAUUCUGCAUUGGCUUCACUCAGCAGAACUGGAGGUUGCCACCUGGCAAGACAAUAGAAAUGUACACACACGACAUGUAUGUUUAAUUCUUACUACAAACCAGAGCCAACCAUGUAACAGAUAAAGAUCCAAUUGGAAUCCCUGUAUACGUUUCUCCGUUUUACACAAACCCUGCCAUUCACUUUCACGCCUCUCACACCCGAUCUCGCCAUGUACAGCCGUUGGGAUUGUUGGAUGGUGUUUCAGACUGUUGGACAACACCGACUAGCAUGUUGGUUGAAGCAUGUUGAGGCUCCUCAGCGUGCAGGCGAUACUCUAGCAUUUCCAAACUGCACCUGCAUUUUGAACUAAAAAUGACAAGUCUUUGGUGACUGCUUAAAGCUGUUAUGUCUAGAAUUCUAUUUCGGCGCCCCGUCUGUGUUAGUAAAAAAAACAACACUGUGGGAGUAACAAGUUAUCAUCUCCUUCCCCACAUGAAUCUGAUCAACUGCAAACAGAAAAGUUUAAAGGUAGUAUCACAACAUAAAAAUCCACACGUUGGUUUUGUCUUCUUGCACGACCUGUAAACUAAUUUGUUCUAAUUCCAGCUGUAACCCCCCCCCCCCCCCCAUACACACAUCAUUUCAUAAAGGUGCAACAACAUUUGGCAGCUUUUUUUGCUUUUCUUAUUCCAUUAAUUUCAUCGGCUGCAAUGUAAAGUCAGCUUUGUUGUGUUGGCUCAUUUUCUGCCAACAUGCUGAAAUCAUGACUUUCCAGUUGGUUCAGGACACUAAUGUUUAUCUACAGAACACGAUUGAAGGGAAGUCAUUGUCAAUUUUCCAUCGGAUGAAUGUAUUUGUAGAAUAGAACCAGCCCUCCCUUUAUGAGGGGACAGCUCAUCAUUUCUGAAAGGUGUGAAAUAGUUUUUGUUAACAUUAGAAAAGGCCAUUGGGCCAACUGGUACUGUUACGAGUGUAAAAAAACAAAAAAACAACUUAUUUAUUUUGUGGGUGUUUGAGUUGUUAAAUCAAAGCUCAAUAUUAUUUUUUUCCAAGCAGAAUGCCUUUGUUUGGUUUGUAACAGAGGCCACUUUUGCCGGUCUGCUGAACCAACGGUAAACAGUCGAGGUUCUUUCCAAAUUACCUGAGAGGGUUUUUCUCACCCUGCGUUCUGUCUUAUGGUUUCUUGUGUAUUUUGAGGACAUACAAUAAACAUUCUGUAUGAUGUACAGAUGAGUUAUUA
Anoplopoma fimbria (sablefish) is the source of this 4476-nucleotide messenger RNA. It is a transcript of the gene mllt3, whose product is annotated as MLLT3 super elongation complex subunit. The transcript has 14 exons. NCBI's taxonomy places the organism in Eukaryota, Metazoa, Chordata, Actinopteri, Perciformes, Anoplopomatidae. The record is from RefSeq and is a predicted model, not a curated record. Gene Ontology annotation, biological process: regulation of DNA-templated transcription. Bases 103 to 1902 code for a protein of 599 amino acids. Gene Ontology annotation, cellular component: super elongation complex.